AUGAGAAGGAGAGAAUCAUAAGAAUGUGGAGGCAAAAUCGAAAGGCUAAUACAUGAUGGUUAGCCAGUUGGUCCAUAUCGUAUUUGGGCAGAUGAUGAGGGGCCAGGAAUUGCCAUGACUAGAACAUUGGGAGAUUUGCAAGCUAAGAAGAUAGGCUUGAUUUCAGAACCAGAAGUCCAACAUAUUGAAUUAACAAAAUAGGACAAGUUUAUGGUUAUAGGAUCAGAUGGUGUUUGGGAUGUGAUGAGUAGUGCUGAAGUCUGUGGAUUUGUCUUGAAACAUGAGCCAAAAGAGAGUGUGGCUGAAGCUAUUGUUACUGAAUGCAGAUCCAGAUGGGAUGAAAUGAACAAAUAAAAGAAGACAAACUCAAAGAUUGGUGAUUUGCCAUACUUGAAAUUUGGUUGCGAUGAUAUUACUGCUGUGAUUGCCUAUUUCACAUUUAUUGAUGAAUUGGAAGAUAACUAUUUCCAACAACAGAGAUAUUGAAUCAUAAAUAUAAGAAAAUAAUAUUUUAUGAUUUAUAUUUUGAUAAAA
Molecule: messenger RNA, 534 nt
Organism: Paramecium tetraurelia
Lineage: Eukaryota; Ciliophora; Oligohymenophorea; Peniculida; Parameciidae
Exons: 3
Biological process (GO): protein dephosphorylation
Molecular function (GO): protein serine/threonine phosphatase activity
Source: RefSeq, a predicted model, not a curated record